Leptinotarsa decemlineata (Colorado potato beetle) is the source of this 4997-nucleotide messenger RNA. RefSeq names its product Cadherin 87A (gene Cad87A). Gene Ontology annotation, molecular function: calcium ion binding. Gene Ontology annotation, biological process: homophilic cell-cell adhesion. The record is from RefSeq and is a predicted model, not a curated record. Gene Ontology annotation, cellular component: plasma membrane. Lineage: Eukaryota; Metazoa; Arthropoda; Insecta; Coleoptera; Chrysomelidae.
UUUCAGAAAAACAACACACUCAACGUUAUUGUGAGUAUAGAAGACGAAGUGGAAGGAGGAGGAAAGAAUAAUAUCGUCGAAGUUCCCAUUACAAUUAUCAUAUCAGAUGAAAAUGAUAACUCACCUGAGUUUAUGAACACGCCAUACGAAAUCACCGUUAACGAGGACACGUUGCCAGGCACACAAGUGUUUUCGAAUAUUAUCGUCGCCGAUAAAGACACCACUGGAUCGAAUAUCGAGGUGGAAUGCAUAAAUAUUCCAGAAUAUCCGGAUGCUUGCGAGAUCUUCAAUAUUGAGACGAUCCACUCCGAGCAGAAUUCCUACCAAGGGGCGAUAACUCUCAAAAGAAAAUUAAACUACUCCGAUCGACAGGAAUACGAAUUCGUUCUCAAGACGACGGACGGUGAGUUGACCAGUGAAACUACCGUUCGCAUCAACGUAGGAGAUGUUCAAGAUACUCCUCCGUAUUUCGUUGGGAACUUAACGGCAGAAGUAGAAGAAAACGCUACAAUAAACACAUUAGUUUUGACAAUUCAUGCUGAAGAUGGAGAUAGGGGUGUACCAAGAAAAAUAUUAUACGACUUAGUAAAUAAUCCGAUGGACUAUUUCCUGCUCGAUGCAGUAACAGGAGAGCUGCGAACCGCACGGCCCUUGGAUAAGGAGGCGGUUGAUAAUACCGAUGGCGUCCUGAAUUUAACUAUAAGGGCUCACGAAAUGAUCAACGGAGUUAAAGGUAAUGACCCCUUGACCGUUACAACAGCCCAAGCUUCCAUUAAAAUCAGAGAUGUUAAUGACGAGCCACCAGAAUUCAAUAAGAGGGAAUAUUUGGUGGAAAUUCCCGAGAACAUUCAAGAAGGGUCAGCUCUGCCGGGAUUAGAUAUGACUGUGAAGGAUCCUGACGAGGGAAACAACUCAGCAUUUUCCCUCGAACUCAUAGACAUAUCUGAGGUAUUUUCUAUAGAACCUAAAACCGCAAUCGGAUUCACUCCAGUAACCAUACGAGUAGCGAACAGCUCUCUAGACUAUGAGAACCCUAAUCAGAGAAAAUUCAUAAUCUUGGCAGUUGCGAGAGAACUUUACACCAACGAAAAGCUUUCCUCUACUGCCACUGUAACCAUCACAGUGGCCGAUAUAAACGACAAUGCCCCAAUAUUCGAUCAAGAAAGUUACACGGCUAGUAUAUCGGAAGUUGCUACGCCAGGUACUCUAGUUGCAACGAUCGUAGCUAAGGACAGAGACAGUGGAAGGUUUGGCGAGAAUGGUAUUAUCUAUAAGUUAGGAGGAAGCGGAGCAGAUAAAUUUACUGUUAAUACUCGAACGGGUACUGUUACUGUGGCAUUUUGUGAACAACCUGGAAAACCGCCUUGUCUCGAUUAUGAGUCGAAGUCAGAAUAUCAACUACAGUUUAUGGCUACCGACGAUGAUGGAAAGGGGCAGACUUCAACGGUCCUUCUCAAAAUCUCUUUAACAGAUAGUAACGACAAUGCUCCAGACUUCACACAAUCGGUAUACAGAGCUUUCAUCAAUGAGGGAACAACAAAAUUCAAUCCGGAUCUUAUUGUGGAAGCUGUAGAUGCUGACAAAACAUCCCACGUAACUUAUUCAAUAAUUUCUGGAAAUGAUGAAGGAUUAUUUGGGAUAAUACCAACAACAGGAGUAAUACGGAUAAUGAAUAACAAAGGCUUGAAUGUAACUAAUGACACAGACAAUAUCGUCACACUGACAGUAAUGGCUACUGAUGGCAAAUACACAUCAACAUCUAUUGUGAAUAUUACAAUACUUGAUGUCAACAAUAAUGCGCCCGUAUUCUUGAAAUCUAAUUAUAUGGAAUCCAUUUUGGAAGAUGUACCUGUUGGUUCUUCAAUUGGCGAAGUGCAAGCCACAGAUGCAGACAACGGCGAAAAUGCUGUGGUUGAAUAUUCGCUUCAAAAAGGUGCUUACGAUGAUUUCAUGAUCGAUAAUAGCAGUGGAGUUGUGACAGUAUUAAGAAAACUCGAUUUCGACAGAAGAAAUACGUACAAUAUUGAAAUAACAGCAUCUGAUCACGGUGAACCUAGUUUAACAGGAACCACUACCUUGACGAUUAAUGUGAUAAAUACUAAUGACAAAAUGCCAUAUUUUGUGCCGACAACUCAAACGACCGAGGUAAUGGAGGACGUAUCUGUUGGAACUGUUGUUUACACUUUGAUGGCGUUAGAUCCAGAUGUGAAUACAUCCGAAGCACUCAAUUUUGCUGCAACUGAACCUAUAACAGCCUUGAAUAAAUAUGGUCAGGAAGUAAUAGGUGAUGAUCGAUUCAAAGAAUUUUUUUCGGUUGAUCAAAACACUGGCAAAGUUACUGUUGCCAAUCCACUACUCAGAGAUCUCGCCACAGUUGUUAGAAUAACAGUUCUGGUGACAGAUAUUACUGCACCGACAGUACAACAAGGUCAAGGCUUGUUGGUAAUCACAAUUGGGGAUGUUAAUGACUCGCCACCAAUGUUCUUGCCGCCGUGGACUGCUGAGAAUCCUAUUUACUAUUUGGAGCUGAAAGAAGAACAGCCAGCCGGCACAAUUGUAGCAACUUAUAAAGCGAUUGACGAGGAUUCGGAUAUAGCAGGUUACAUCAUUCACCCCGAGCAUGAGUACUUUCAAAUCAAUAACGGUACGGGUAUCGUUCAACUGAAAAAAAAGAUCGAUUACGAAAAAACUAAAGAACUAAACUUCACAAUAGUGACAUUUGAUACAGGUGUGCCUCAACUUAAUGCGUCUGCAAUCGUUUAUGUAAAAGUCGUCAAUCUAAACGAUAAUGAUCCCAUUUUCUCAGCCAAUGAAUAUAAUGCAAGUAUAGAUGAGAACUCUCCGAAUGGUACAUUUAUUGUAUCUGUUAGAGCUACAGAUAUGGAUGCCGAGGAGUAUGGUGAAAUAAGUUACGAGCUAAUAGGUGAACACAGCAAAAACUUUGCUAUCGAUAAUGAAACUGGAUAUAUUACGGUGGCCAAUUCGAACUUCCUGGAUCACGAGCAAAUCAACGAAACUGUGAUUCAGGUUGUUGCUUCGGAUGGAGCUCCACGCAACGCAAGGAGAUCUGUAUCAGUUCCAGUUAACAUAAAAAUCAAUGAUAUCAAUGAUAAUCCACCAAAAUUCUCCCGGAAAGACUACAACGUAACGAUAAUGGAAAACAUAAGAUUAAAUCCACCAGUUCCUAUAAUCCAAGUUAAUGCUACCGAUGAGGAUUCUGGACUGAACGGGAAUAUUCAUUACAGGAUUAUAUCUGGAAAUGACAAUGACUCAUUUCUGUUGGGAAUCGAAACUGGGAUUCUAUAUCCGCACAAACCUCUGUUUGGUCAAACGAGAGAGUUCCAUUUAUUAGUUGAAGCGAGAGAUGGAGGGGGUAAUGGGGAAUUAUAUGAUCAAGCUACCAUUAAUGUACAUGUUCUGAACGUGAAUGAAUACAGACCUGAAUUUAUCAUGCCAGCUUUGUCAAACGCUACAGUUGAAGUUUUGGAGAAUGCGGCAACCAAAGACUAUCUGGUUAUGACUGUUAAGGCAGUAGAUAAAGAUGAAAACGAAAAUGGAAAGUUAUCAUAUCAUUUCAAAGUUGACGGUGAAAAUGUUCAAGAAACCAGUGAAUUUAUUAUCAAUCCUAUCACUGGUGAACUGAGGACUAAACAAGUAUUGGAUCGAGAGAUGAAACCAAAAUAUCAGUUAAUAUUGGUAGCUAGAGAUCAUGGAACCCCGAAAUGGUAUGAAACAAUUAGACACCUCACUGUUCUUCUGGUAGAUGAAAAUGAUAACAGACCAGAAUUUCCGGGUUCUAAAUCGACGAAUCCAUACCACUUCUUCGUUACAGAAAACAAUGACAAUGAUGUAUUGAUAGGUAGAGUUAAAGCACUGGAUAGAGACGAGGGAAACCACGCCAAAGUGUACUACUACAUCUUAUCGGGUAACGACGACGGUACAUUUCAUCUAGAUCGGUCUGAUGGUGGUCUGUACGCCAAUAAGUCUUUCGAUCGAGAACAAAAAGAGGAGUACGAUCUGCUCGUCAUAGCGAAUAACGAUCCAAACUUCCUUAUCGCCUCCGAUGAAGCUCAUCUCGACGACACUGAUAGGAGCAUUGCGAAAAUCAAAAUAACCAUCAACGACCUCAACGACAAUCCCCCGAUUUUCGAGCAGAGCAUUUAUUACGCCGCUGUUAACGCGAUGGCGAGCAUUAACGACUUUGUUACCAAUAUCACGGCUUUCGAUCCCGAUUUUGGACUGAACGGAUCGUUGACUUACUACAUAAAAGCCACUAAUUUAUACAAAUUCAAUUCAAAUAGGAGUUCUGGUUCGAUAAUUCCCUCUCCUUUCAACAUAAGUGAUAAGGGUGAGAUAUGUACCGCUACUUAUCUCGCGGAAAAUAAUCAGCAUAGGUUCGUGAUCGAUGUUAUUGCCAGGGAGAAUGCUUUUCCAGAGAGAGAAGCGAAUGCCAAAGUAUAUGUUUGGAUAUUUGAACCUGAACAGCUGAUAAGAGUGAUUUUGUCAAGACCGAAAGACGAAGUUCUGAAGGAAAGGGAAGAAAUCAUUGCUGAACUCAGUAACGCAACUCAGAGUUUGGUCAUCAUUGAUGAAAUCAGAUACCAUAUUGAUGAUAAUGGCGUAAAGAACGAAGAAUGGUCUGACUUAUAUAUUCUCGUGGUGAACCACAAAACUCAAACAAUUCUUCCCGUACCUGAAGUUUUGAAAACCAUUGACUCAAAAUAUGACUUUCUCAAGGAUUAUUACGCCGGAUUCGCUAUUGAGAAUGUUGUUCCUGCUUUUAUGACAGAAAAAGCUGAAACAUUUGAUCCUGCACUAGUAGCAUUGAUAGCUCUACUUAUUGUACUAAUAGUUGGAAUCAUCACGUUCAUCAUAAUUUGCUGUUGCUUGAGACACUGGGUUAUAUCACCAACUGACCUAAAGAAAAAGGAUGCUCUGAUCAAGAAAGCGAUCAUUGAUGACUUAAACACGACAGAGAAUCCAUUGUGGAUAGAACA